AUGGAUGAAAUUUGUUCCACUCAACCUACUGAUAUGAUAAAUAAUGAUGUCAUCAAUAAACCAAUGGAUAAGCUUCCUAUCUUAAGUGUUUAUGAAUCCGAAAAGAAAAUUAUAGAAUAUCCACUUGUGAAAAAAUAUUUAACUAUUGGGCGAGAUCCAAAAUGUGAUAUAUGCAUUAAAUCUUCACUACUUUCAAGAGAACAUGCCGUAGUUGAAUUGAAUGAAAAUUAUAUCUAUACUAUAACAGAUCUUGGUUCACUAAAUGGUACAAAACGUAAUGAUUUAUGCUUGAAACCUAAAAUAAGCUAUGAAUUAAGAGAUGGGGAUUGUUUAUAUUUCGGUGGAAUUUAUUGUACAUUAAAAUUUUAUCUUUCUUCAUCCAUGUCAUCAUUAUGUCUUCCUAAUACAUCCUCCUAUGAAAGUAUUAAGUCAUCGGAAUCAGUUUUACAGAAAAUCAAUUCGGAUACAUCUUGUCGCAUUCAGUAUUCUCUGACAGAAAAUCGACAAUCUGUUCAGUCGAAUUUUUCAUCUAAUCAAACUAAUGAUGACAGUGAUUGUUCAGUGUUAAGUGAACGUCUUCUAGCUGAAAUUGUUGUCAACACUGGCGAAAUUUCACAUGAUCUAUUGCCAAAUCCUGAUCACUUCAUUAAUAGUCGCUCACCAUCUUUAUCGAGUAGCACAGAUUCAGAUGUUAAAAAAACAAAACUGACAAACUAUGCAGAUGAUGUUGAUCGACUGCAAGAAAAUAUGUCGUCAUUUGAAAAUAGUGAACUUCAUAUGCAUACUGACAAUAAUGUUCAUUUAGAAAGUGAAUCAAAUCAAAAUUCACUGAUCACAGAAUCUGUCAUUAAAACUAAAGACUAUAUCAUUAAUGCUACCCCUUCGGACCAAUUAUCAAUCAAACCUGUGAAAGAUCACUUUACAUCUCAUGAUAUUAUUUCUGUUCCGCCUAUGAUCUUAACAAAUGAAACAGCUUCAACUCCUUUAACAUACAAUCGAACCAAUGUUCUACUUGCGCGAGACUCAGAUCCUGGUUGUAUUGCUCAGUCGAUUGAUGAUCAUUUCGAACGGAUUAUUCGUUCGUCUACUUGUUUAUCUACGGAAGAGUCAAUAUUGGUUAUUGAAGAAAGUGAUUUAAUUACUAGCAAUACCACUAGAAGCAUAAACGAAACCAGUAGUCCUGGGAGAAAUGAAUCAAUUCCGUACAAAUCAGCUGUUGAUUUGAACAAUAGUGGUAAUGAUAAUAAUAAAUUCACUUCAAAUUUCAUUGGUAAAUCUACAGUUCAACAACAUUUGAAUGAACCGUUGAUAAGUAAUGAUUGUUUGGAGAUUGCAAGUGACAAUAAUUGCAGUCCAAGGAAAUCACGAAUAUUCAAUGGUAUUUGUUUAGAAAAUAAUAAAGAGAGGAUAGAAGAAGGAGAAGAAGAAGAAGAAGAAGACGAAGAUGAAGAAGAUGGCAUGCAAAUAAAAUUAAUAACUAACCCCGCUUGUACCAUCAAUACCACGAAGAACGAAUAUUAUGCAUCAACCGAUGCAAUAAAUAAUCACGAUAUUACUUGUAACGAUCUUGUAGUAGUAACUUUACAACCAUUAGAAAAUUGUCCCACAAAUGAUCAAAAUAUUCAUAUUGAUUCAUCUGUUAAAGUGAAUGAACAUCAUUCUUCUGAUGAGAAAGCUGAUAUUAUUUUAUCCCAAGAAUGGGGAUCGGAUAUAAUUCGAAGUGAAAUUUCAUCUGAUCAAGUUCAAUCUGACAAUUAUGGUGACUGUAAUGUUAGCAAGAAAAAUACCAAAUCCAAUCAUUCUACUUUAUCAGAAUGUAAUUUAGGUACAGAUGAUAAAAAAAGCGCAAUUCCUAAACAAAGACGACGUGGUUCACGAUCUAAAGAUACAUCCUCAUUGAAGCAAUCUGUUGAAAAUUGUUCACACACUGGAAGACUGCGUUCGAAUGUAUCAAAAGUAACCAAAAAUGAUAUAUCUCAUUCGAUAGAUUCACCAAAGUGUGAUUUUACUAAAGAGAAUGGUAAUUUAUCAAAUAAUAGAAAUGACCAUAUAAAAUGUUCACAAGAAUGGGGCUAUGAUGUUAAUCAAGAGUUUGAUUCGAAACAAUCUGAUGUAAAUAAGUGUGUACAGAAUACUACAAUGAUUUCUGAACAGAAAUUAUCCACUAAUCAAAACUUAUCAGUUGAGAAUAUUCCAAUCACCAAUGAUGUCCUUUUGAAACCAAAAUUUUUAUCAUCAGAAACCAUGCAGUCGUCUGAUAUGGUAAAAAUAUGUCAAUCUCAACUCACACCUAUUAAUAAUCCUGAUAAUGAUUAUAAACUCUGUCGUUACAUUGAACAGUCUUCAUUGAUACGUUCGGCUAGAUCAUCAACACGUAGUCAACAAUAUUUCGAAUCGAUUAGUAAUUAUCAAUUACCCGGUUCUUUAGGUAUAAUGAAAAUUCCUAGAAGACGAAAUAAAAGAAGACAACAGCCACAAUCACAACAACAACGUCAAAGAUUGACGCCAAUUACUUCAUCGAUUUAUUUGAUAGAUAAACAUUGUAAUAUCAAUGAUAAUAAUAAUAAUAAUAAUAAUACUAACCGAUCAAGUCAUGGUCAACAUCAUGCACCACAUAUCCCUAGUCCAUUAUAUUUAUCUGGAAGUAUUUUAAGUGAAGAAUCGUCUUCGCAAUUAAUCGAUGAAAAAUUAGAAUCAAUUCAUCAUGAAGCAGGCCAUUCGCUGUUGAGUAAAAAUAAGGCGUUCACUGAAACCAUGCAUAGAAAUCAUCAAUCGUGUAUUUUGCAAUCUGCUGUCCAACUCGCUGGUUUUGAUGAAUCACCAGAAAAUGAACCUUUAAUACACAAUCAAACAGCUAUUAUUAAUGAACAUCUAUCAUUACCUUCAUUUUCUGAUCUUACACCUAAUUCAUUUGAUGAUAAAAUUUGCAUUAAAGUGAAUAAGAAUAAUAACAAUGAAAGCAAUAAUAAACAAUUACCAAUUAGUCCAAUGCCUUCUACUUCUUCUAUUUUACCGGUUACAUCAAUGUCUGAUGCAUGUAGACCAUCACUUGUUGUAGUGAAUUCAAAAAAACGAAAUUUACGCAAUUCAUAUACUACAACUCGAAGAAAUGCAACCAAAUCACUUGCUGAUGGUGGUGGUGGUGGUGGUAGUUGUUCACUUAAAAAUAACAAUGCACAUACAGAUCUUGAUAAUAAUAAUAAUAAUAGUAAUAAUAAUAAUAAUAAUAAUAAUAAGGUAGUCAAAAGAAGGCAAACAUUAUCAUCUAUAGUGAAAGAAAAGAAUCUCUCAAUACCUACAGAUAAAACAAUGAAACGUAAUUCAAGUGUAUCCAAAGUUGAAGUGAAUAAUAUGAAUAAUAACUCCUUGAAAACAUCGAUUCGACGAUCUGCACGACUUACUGCACAGUCUGAUAAGAAUUGUGAUAAACUGCCUUCUACUGUUACCUUACCAUUACAACAGAAUUUACAACCUAUUGUGUGUAUUCCAGAACAGUGUUGUAAUAGUAGUAAUAGUGCUUUUGUGAAUUCGAGUCCACAAAAUUCCGGAAAGAAUCCACGAAGACGACGUAUGACAACAUUGUCAGUUGAACCGAAAGGUAAAACUCGUAAAUUAUCCAAUACAGAUCAUCGUAAUACUUCCUUAACAUCUACUGAACCACCAAAAGCCGACACUUCUAAUCCUAUUCAUUUAAUAUUCAGUGGUGUUGAAUCUUCAAUUUAUUCAAAUAUUUUAAAAAAAUUAAAUGUAUCUGUAACAGAAGAUCCUACAGUUGCUGAUUACUUAAUUACUGAUCAAAUUAAGCGUACCUUAAAAGUAUUAUAUGCUAGAGCACGAGGUAUACCAAUUAUAUCAGUGGAAUGGUUAAAAGCAUGUAAACAAUCUCGUAAGAGUUCGAAUCCUGAUCCGUUGAAUUUCCAAUUGCAUUAUUAUUAUUCUCAUGAUACACAGUCUAUGCAUAAUAUGAUUUCUAAUCAUAGACAAUCAUUACGACAUCGAUCUUCUUCAUUGAUGAUAAGAUUGUCUGUUGAUAAACAACAACCGGAACAAUUUGAAGAAACAAAUCAAUUUCUAACUGGUUGGUCUUUCUAUUCAACUCCGAAUAUUAUACCAUCUUCAAUGGAUUUACAAAAGCUUACAGAGUUUGCUGGUGGUUAUUGGAUGUCUGAUGAAGAUUUAAUCAAUACUGUCAAUAAUUACGACGCUUUGCCUAUAAAGUCAGUUAUUAUCACAACCAAAGAUGAAUAUGAUAAUAUGUUAUUGUUAAAUUCAAAAUCAUCUCGUCGAACGUCUCGACUUUCAAGAAAUUUUAAACAAUCCAACGAGAAAAUCACACCAAUUUUACGCGCUUUCUCUUCGUUUGUCAUAGUCUCCAUUGAUUGGUUCUUACAGACUAUUAUGAAUCGUAAACCUCCAAUUUGGCCUAUUGAUUCACAGUAUAAAUUACAAUAA
Molecule: messenger RNA, 4452 nt
Organism: Schistosoma turkestanicum
Lineage: Eukaryota; Metazoa; Platyhelminthes; Trematoda; Strigeidida; Schistosomatidae
Source: the annotation of a GenBank genome assembly